Molecule: messenger RNA, 4797 nt
Organism: Micropterus salmoides (largemouth bass)
Lineage: Eukaryota; Metazoa; Chordata; Actinopteri; Centrarchiformes; Centrarchidae
Product: F-BAR and double SH3 domains protein 2-like
Exons: 20
Coding region: 180-2459 (759 amino acids)
Biological process (GO): regulation of actin filament polymerization; neuromuscular synaptic transmission
Cellular component (GO): neuromuscular junction; recycling endosome
Molecular function (GO): protein binding
Source: RefSeq, a predicted model, not a curated record
UUUCUGUUCCCUGGGGCCACAGUGUUUUCAACGGGACUCAACUUGCUUCUUACUGGAGUCGCUAUGGCCGCUUGAUCCAAAUACCCUUCUUUAGUUAUCAGUUUGUUCGAAACAUUUGCACAAACAUUUCAAGAUAAACUUUCGUCUUUUGUAAAGUUUUUUUAUGUCAAGAAAUAAGGAUGCAACCCCCACCGAGAAAGGUCCGGGUCACCCAGGAGCUGAAACAGUCUCAUGCAGAGCAAAUGAGCAGAUUACACAUCAAACACCAGACAGAGUGUGACCUCCUGGAAGACCUGAGGACUUUUAGCCAAAAGAGGGCAGCUGUAGAGAGAGACUACGCCCAGGCCCUCCAGAAGUUGGCAAAUCAGUAUCUAAAGAGGGAAUGGCCCGAGAGUCUGACCGAAGAACAAGCAGACCACAGGAACAUGUAUUGUGUAUGGAGGGCCUAUCUGGAGGGCACGGUCCAGGUCACCCAGUCUAGAAUCAGCGCCUGUGAAAACUACAAAGUCCAGGUUGCCGAUCCAGCCAAGACGUUCAGGCUGCAGAAGGAACAGCAGCUGAGGAAGUGUAUUGAUCAGCUGACAGUGGUUCAAGCUGAGCUGCAGGAGUCGGUGAAGGAGCUGACCAAGAGCAGGAAGAAGUACCAGGAUGCUGAGACGAUGGCACAGGCUGUCCGAGAGAAGGCAGAGCUGGACGCCAAGUCUAAGCUAAGUCUCUUCCAGUCCAGAUCGAGUCUUCAGAGGGCAAGCGUAAAGCUGAAAGCCAAGAGGAGCGAAUGCAACUCCAAAGCCACACAUGCCAGAAAUGACUACCUUCUCACUCUAGCAGCCGCUAAUGCUCACCAGCACCGAUACUAUGAUACAGACCUCAUGGAUUGCAUCAAGGUCUUAGAUGGCAAAAUCUACGAGCAGGUAAAAGAUUACCUGGUCUCACUAUGUCAGACUGAGCUAGAGAGUUACCAGGCUGUCCACAACACCUUCAACCAUCUCUUGAACAGCUCAAAUGGGAUACUGCAGGAGUUUCACCAACAGCUGUUUGUACAGAAGAAUCUCAACUUUCAACAAGCCCCGGACUUCGUGUACCAGCCCAUCGACGCAGAUACGGUAAUGCAGCUGCUGAAAGAAAGCGGAACGACGGAGGAGCACGGCCUGGAUAAAGAGGCGAGGAAAUGGGCAAGCCGCGUUGCCCGAGAAUACAAGAGCAUCAUCCACGCUCAGAGGGCCCUGGAGGAAUAUGGGACACAGGAAUCAUCAGAACAAAACAACAGUGAGCUGGAGACCAAGAUGGAGGUGGCCAGGCAGAGUCUUCGGAGGGCAGAGACGGUGAAGCUGAAAGCCGAGGCCCGUCUGGACUUACUGAGGCAGGCGGGUGUUGCUGUUGAAACGUGGCUGAAGAGCGCCAUGAACCAGGUGAUGGAGGAGCUGGAGAACGAGCGCUGGAACAACCUCAGUACCCACGAUCCUUCACUCUCUGGAACAGCAGAUUUGGAGCGAGAGGAUGAAGAGGAGAUAGAGGACAGUGGUGAAGUGUUAGACGACAGCAGCUCCAGCCCCUCCAGCACCUUGAAAAACUAUCCCCUCACCUGCAAAGUACUCUACUCCUACAAGGCGUCUCAGCCCGAUGAACUGACCAUUGAGGAGCAGGAAAUCUUGGAGGUCAUUGAUGAUGGCGACAUGGAGGACUGGGUCAAGGCCAGAAACCGCAGUGGACAGGUAGGCUACGUCCCAGAAAAAUACUUGCAGCUGCCUUCCUCUAACAGCCUACUGAGCAUGCUGCAGGCUCUGGCCGCUCUGGAUGCCCGAUCCCAUUCCUCCAGUAACUCCACUGAACCUGAAACCGAACUAGCAACUGGCUCCAUCAACGGAGACUCCAGCGUGUCAUUUGCAAAGGCCCUGUACGACUACGUGGCACAAACAGACGACGAGCUGUCAUUUCCAGAAGGGGCCAUCAUCCGCAUCAUGAGCAGAGAGACCCACGAGGACGAUGGUUUCUGGGAGGGAGAGUUUAACGGCGUCGUUGGCGUCUUUCCUGCGGUUCUGGUGGAGGAUCUCCUCGGUGCCAGCGAGAACGGAGAUGGACAAAGAGAUGGCAGUGCACAGGCAUCCUCCUCCCCUCUGGCCCAGUGCGACCGGUCACCUCGUAGUCCCUUCCAGCCGGGGCCUCUCCAUAGCAGCCCCCUUCAGACGCCCACUACGUGCUCUCCUCAGUCGAGUCCUUGCAGCGCCACAGCCUCUCCCAUUGGUCGACCACCCUCCUAUCAUAAUGGACAUCACAGGCCGCCACCAGCGCCGCACAAAAGCCCCUUUCAGAGUCCAGUCCAAGGCUCCACUCAACCUCCCAAAUACCCAGAGAGUAGCUCUGGCACCAUUCGACCUGUCCGUGCGGCUCCUCCGCCCCCUAAGCAGCAUCCUCGUGGGCAGGUGAAGCGAAGGGAGGAGGUGGAGAUCACGCUGGUGUGAAGGCAGCACCCUGGUGGUGACGGCGGCAACGUCUGCUCUGUUCAAACCAGCUGGGACUUGGCGGCUCUGUGCCUCUAAACGCGCUCCCUAAAGGAAACCUGAGGAAACUUAAACCCCCCUGAAGACGCCUGGAGGCCAAGAGAGGCCCUACACUCUAUCCUCUUUGUCUUUUCACACGACACCUCAUAGGAUUAGUGUGCUGUGGAGGAAUACUGUGCCUUUCUCUUAUCUAUGCUUCUUUUAUUUCCUGUUUAGUUGUUUCAUUUCUCACACUCCCUUACCCAUUGUCGGUCUCCUUUUUGACCAAUAAAUAUUAUAACUUUUAUUCAAAGUUAAACAUCCUCUAAUCCAUAUUGGACAUGAAUCAUUUUCAGUCCUGACAAAAUAUUUUGAGAAUAUUCAGAAUAUCUGCUGUUAAAAUCUUCAAGUGUCAGACCUGGUAUUGGUAUUCAAAACACGCACUACUCAAAUCCUGUUUCUGUUCUUUGCUCAUAGUGAUUCAUAUUGUAAUAACUGUCAGAUAAUGAGGCCUGUUGUCCUGUGCAGGCCCUAAAAAUACAGUAAAACCUGUUAUUGUAAGAAAUUGAUAGAAAAAGUAACAUCACAUUAUUCGCUUGUGGGGGCGAAAUAAAUCCGCACAAAUUUUAAGUGUCAAGUUCGACUACAAAAACACACCAGUCCGUGUGUGAGUUGCACCAUCGACGUCUAUUUAACCUCCUCUGUUGGAGUUAAAACUGCUGAGCGUGGUGAUGAUAAAAAUAAUAAUAAUGAUAAAAUCUUCUUAUCAAACACAAGAAAAUUAAUAAGCAUAUUUCUGAAAUGUUUAAGUAUUCUUUGAACUAACCGCUUAAAACUACUUUGAUUGGACAAAGAUGAAUGCAACACUCUGCCGUACGUAUAUCGAAAAUAUCACUAUUAAUAUAUUAUUAAUAAUGGUUUCACCAUGUCACCCGGUUAUGUAUUACUUUGUCACUUACACUCUUACUCUUAUUUUGACAAUGUUGAUCUGUUGAGAGCUUUCACAAUUGGAUUACUUCUAUGCAACAAAGUUACACUCGGCAGGACAUCACAGCGUGUUGUGAACAUGCAUCUUCAACACAAACCAAAUGUCUGGUCGUCUCAACGCUCGAUCAAAACGCCAGCAUGGACGAGGCUGGUCCUCUCCUCGAACACACGUAACUGUACGCGGUUACAUUAACAAGGGGAAAGUGGCAAUUUUAGUUGAUUGAUUGUUAUGUCAGUAGGGGGAAUCUCCUUAAAAAGUUGUCUGAUUUAAAAACAUAUUGGAUCCUUUACCUUUUUUUUUGAUUCAUUAAAAACAAAAUAAAUAAAACGUUAUGUUAGUUUUCUUUGCACCAAACGCUAAAAAAAAUCCUAAAGGGAGAAAUGUAGUGCUUACAUACUUAUAGUCUAACUUUUGUUUCUUUCUUGUGUAAAAUUAAGAUCUACAAAUGUUGUUAUGACACUAAUGUAGCCUGUGAAGGUUGCUGGUGAGGAGCAGCGGUUUGUUGAGGUUGCAGUUGGUGACCGUUUACACUGAGUUAUGUGCAGUUUAAACAUUCCUUUAUUUUUUUGAGGAGGAAACCAUCCUGAGCUGCUAGCUGUCCAUUUAAAAAAAAAAAAGAAAGAAAAAAAAGAUCUAUACUGUCAUAGUGAAGCACUUUUUGAUGUCUUCUUAUUCCUUUUCAGUAUUGUGGAUGCUAUUUUUGUUUGUUGAAUAUUUCUUGUUUGACGUUUUGUUUACCAGAUAUAUUGGUAUAAAUACUUUUCUUUUAUUGGCUCUUGCGUUAUUUAGCCUUUAAGUAGCCAUUGUAGUGUCUUUGAGAUUGAGUUAUGACCUUAUGAGCGUAUUGUUUUUGAAAUACCAAUAGUUUACAGAGAGCUUGGAGAUGGAUAUCUGUACAAAUAAUAGCACAGCUUGGUUUUUUUUGUUUUGUUUUUAGGAUUAGGAUUUGUUUUAAAACUAUUAAACAUUAGUUUAAUUCGAUCAGAGGAAAAGAGAUAUCUGUCAGCCGUGUUGCUGUGUUCUCGUUGAUCUCCUUGAGAUCUGAAUGACAUGAAACUUAUUUUUGAAGUUUGCAUUUACCCUGUUGUAUUGAAGAAAGAAGAAAAAAAAAAAAGAGAGUCAUCAGACUGAAGUCUCCUUUCCAAAUAGAGAAGUUGUUGUUAACUUGCUACUGGUCUUGAUUCGAAGUUAAGUCUGAAUCUGAAAAUCGGUGACAAACUUGCCCACAUUUUACAAUGUUAGCUCUGCAGAGGCUGCGGAGCGUCAUAUUUACACACCAGUGGAUGUUUAACUGUAUUUAUUGUGUACAAAUAAAUGUGAAAUAAAGAUAGC